GUCAAAGCUCAUAUUAAUAAAAGGGCGACAGAGGGAAAUUCAUCACUAAAUCAUAGGACUUCCACUUCUUAGUGGGGUAGGAUGAUUUGAUACAAUUAGAUGUGUGUGGUGUGUGGAGUGUGUUAACACUGUCUGUGGAAACUUUGUGACUACUGCUAAAGAAAUGUUUAAAAAUUAAGUGAAACAAAUGCAAAUACAUGUAUUUUCUUAGCUCAGAUGAAGACACAAAUUUUAAACUUGAACAACUGGCCCAGAUGCAUUUUGGUCUUAUGUAAUUUUGGUUUUGUAGAGUUCCUCCAAAUAGUUCUGUGUAACUGGUAUUUCAUUUUUUCAGCUAAGCCUAUCAAAUACAAAACUGCAGACUCAAUGACCAAAAAAGGUCUGCCUGGGAUUUGAGUGAGCUUCUUAAAAGCAGGAGACCUGUGUCCAGUUUAAGACUUCUGCUUGCACAGCAAAUGUUGUGGUAAAUUCAAAUACUACUAAGUAUUUGUCUUUCACUAUUAAGGUUUUGCUUUAAGAGAGCCAUCACCAUGAGUGCUGUGGUUUUCCUCCUGCUCUUCCUGGCAAUAGCUGAUGUUUCUGUGAGUGUGCCAAUUGACAACGAAUAUAACAUUGAUGAGUCAGUGGGUGAUUCUAAAACUCCCCCAAGACCUAAAGCUGACUUUGAAACAGCUGUGCUGUAUGAUGACAUUGCAAAACCAAAAACUUUAAGCAGGAAUGCAGACCCUUGCACUGCUAAAGGGUGCAAGUGGCCAAAAUCAGGAUCCUAUGUUUACGUGCCCUACUUCAUCUCUGAAAGUUACUCUCAGAAAGAGCGCAGCAUCAUCAUCAGAGGACUGCAGAGCUUCAAUGUAUCUACCUGCAUUCGCUUUGUCCCCUGGAAGUGUGGUGAUCGAGAUUUCAUCUACAUUGAAAAUAAAGAUGGCUGUUGGUCCUAUGUGGGGCGCCAGGAUGGAGGACAGUACAUUUCUCUUAACAAAGGAGGCUGCUUGCACCAAAGUGUUGUGCAGCAUGAGGUUCUUCAUGCUCUUGGUUUCAAUCAUGAGCAAGUUCGCUCCGACAGAGACACCUACGUCCGAAUCCUCUUUGAGAACAUUUUACCUGGUUAGUUUGCUGACGGCUGUAAAUUGACACAUAUUUUUAUAUGAAAGUGAUCCUUUCAGAUUUAUAUCAUCCUCAUCUGUUCUGGAUUUUUGGUAGAUUUGAAAUAUAAUUUCGAAAAGAUAGAGACAAACAACUUGGGAACACCUUAUGACUUUAACUCCGUCAUGGAGUACAGGAAUGAUGCCGCCUCCAAAAAUGGAAAACCAACCAUCGUUGCCAAGUGCAAUCCUAACCUUAAGUUUGGAAACGCCAAGGAAAUGAGUGCCAAUGACAUCCUUCGUAUCAAAAGACUUUAUGAAUGCUAAUUCCCUGCAUUGAAGUGGACAAGAUCCCAUUGAUCAGAGAUGGCAGAACUUUCCCUCCUAUGUUUCACAGAGAUGCAAAAAAAUACAUUAAUUCUUGCCUUAAGGUCGAUGUCAACUUAAAAAUAAUUCUCAUUCUUUGCUUAACUAAUGCUUUCAUAUUGAUUAGUUCUUCUGAUGCACCUAUCUAAAGCCUACUCCAUUAUUCAUACUUUUUUUUUUUAAUCAAAAUAAAAGUAGUGAUUAAACAGAAUGUUUUUGUAAAAGACAUUUAUAUUACAAUAUGCCUAUGAAAAUAAAAUACUCAAUUUUAAAAGGAUUUUAAAAUUUUCCUGUUAAGAAAGAAAAUGUAGUGAAAGAAAAAAAAAAUGCUUUUCUGAUGUGUAAUAAAAAAAGCAUGCAAAAGAGCUAAUCAAUUACUGUAUGCCAUACGAUGAGAACAUAAAAAUAUUCUUUGGCCAUAGCAUUAAAUAAUUCUUCUAUUUUCACUCCUG
Cyprinodon variegatus (sheepshead minnow) is the source of this 1900-nucleotide messenger RNA. Its product is annotated as high choriolytic enzyme 2-like. The coding region runs from base 531 to 1109 and encodes 192 amino acids. The record is from RefSeq and is a predicted model, not a curated record. The transcript is spliced from 8 exons. Gene Ontology annotation, molecular function: metalloendopeptidase activity; zinc ion binding. Lineage: Eukaryota; Metazoa; Chordata; Actinopteri; Cyprinodontiformes; Cyprinodontidae. Gene Ontology annotation, biological process: proteolysis.